Molecule: messenger RNA, 1143 nt
Organism: Linepithema humile (Argentine ant)
Lineage: Eukaryota; Metazoa; Arthropoda; Insecta; Hymenoptera; Formicidae
Biological process (GO): septate junction assembly
Cellular component (GO): plasma membrane
Source: RefSeq, a predicted model, not a curated record
UACGAGGCGCGACGCGCGCUGUACUAACUUGUUUCUGAUUACAAAAAAAAAAAACAGAAAAAGUACUUCUAGUAGAACUUUCUUUUCUUUUUAGGUGGAAGUAGAAUCGAAAAUAAAAAAAUCGGAAACUAAUACGCGCGAGUCCGUUGGGACUUUAUUUUUCGGAGCUCGUGUUUUCGCUGGAAAUAAGGUGUGUGUAGCGCAGUGGUGCAUUAAAGUGCAAUUGCAGUUUGCUCGUCGGCAAGUGACCGAAGGUGAUACACGUGGACGAGCGCGUGUCAGGUUGCUAAGAUUGAAGAAGGGUGCACGCACGGAAAACAAAAACGAUUGUCAUCGAGUUUGAACUAAAAAUUUUUCAAGCUGGGCGACAGAAGAGGAAAGCAUCGAAGAGUCAGAAUGGCGGACGAAAGCCAGCAAGCUCAACAGCCAACUUCUAAACAUCGCAAAUUUUUGAGCCAUCUGCCGAUCGCCAUCAUAGUUCUCGAAGUGAUAGUGGCCAUUUUUGCAAUCGGCCUGGCGGUCGAUCCGAUGAAUUCGUUCCAACGAAUUUUCAACAGACCGCGUUUCAAGCUGGACGAUGCUGCCACUAUUUAUAUCACGAUUGCAGGCUAUAUUCUUAUCAACACGCUGUUCGUCAUAAGCCACGUACUGGGUGAUCGCAUACCAAAAAGAACGUUGGUGAUGUUCGCGUCCGUUGGUGCGUUUAUGCACGUGGUGGCCGGAAGUUUGAUGAUCCAUAAUUGGCGCAAUAUGAACGGUCCCUACUAUUACGUGCACAACAACGAGAUUCAUCCGAGCAAACAGUACAUGGACAUGCUUGUAUCCGCAGCCGUAUUUACGUUCGUAAAUGCAGCGCUGUUUAUCGCCGAAAUAAUUGCAAUAAUAAGAUAUUCGUCAUGAACAGCACAUUUUCGUAAAAGAUCUGAUAAUCUCAACAUUUGAUUUUAUAGGAGUUGACUCGUGAAUUUCGCCAAAGUUAUGCAUAGUCUGCUUAAAAAAAGACGUAAAAGAUGUUAAAUACUAUUUUUAAACGUUAUUGCAAGCAAUUUCACCAAGUUUCUUCAAGUUUAUAUCGAAAAAUAUUAAAUGGAUGAUUUUUAAUACUUGUAAAUUCUUCAAAUAGGAUUUAACAAAUUUGAAACC